This is a messenger RNA of Linum trigynum, 1449 nucleotides long. NCBI's taxonomy places the organism in Eukaryota, Viridiplantae, Streptophyta, Magnoliopsida, Malpighiales, Linaceae. The record is from the annotation of a GenBank genome assembly.
UUAUCUUUGGACGAAAAUGUAAACACACAGCUAGUUUCUCCUAUUCAGCCUUAGCUACUUUCCCUUCAGCUUUAGCUCUAGUUCUGUAGACUCAAUUCUUCUCCAUUGCUUCUGUAAUUCCUCUCUUUCCCCUGUAAUUCAUCUCCUUCGCCAGAUUCCUCCAUCAAAGAUCUUUACAAGUGGUAUUCAGAGCCUGUAAUCUGGCAAUGGCUAUCAACACCACACGAAUCCUUGUUUUGGAAACUCAAAUGGCGGCCAUCAAGCAGCAGAUGGACUCACGCCACCGGGAUCUGAAGGCCUCCAUUGCUACUCUUGCGGCUUCGACGAAGGCUGACAUCGACGCCCUGACUGCUUCAUUGGAGAGCUGGCGGGACAAUUCUCCGUUCUGUUCUCCAUGGCACACGACUUGCACUCGGUUCGCCGAUCCACAGCAGUUCAGUAUGCCACCGCGUCGGUCGUUGAUUCUGGAUCAUCAUGAGCGGGUGCCUUCUUCCACUUCUCUGGGCAAUCUGACUCGACCACCCUCACUGCUUCUUUGAUGCGAACUCAGGCGACUUCACCGAUUCACUCACCACCGCGUAACAAUUACGAUCAUCGCCCUGAUCAUCACCACUUCCGGCAUUAGUUGCGUUGACCGCCAAUUGUGGAUCCCUAUCAUCGUCUUGAGUUGCCCUAUUUAUCUGGUUCAGAUCCUCAUGUGUGGGUGAGAAAAUGUAACGAACUCUUCCUGCUUUACUCAAUUCCAGAAGAUCAGAAGGUCAAUUUGAUUUCGUCCUAUCUGGAAGGGAGAGCUCACAUAUGGUUAGAAGGCUGGUCUUUCCGGCGUUUUCCUUUGCUUUGGGGUGAUUUUGUCAAUGGGUUGCUUCUUCGGUUUGGGAGUCAAGAGCAUAUGACUGUCGUCGCGGCGUGCAAUCAGCUUCAGCAGCCGUCGUUCCUCCCUUUGUUGAUUUCCGAGCAAACUUGGUUAGUGGGAGACUCCCAGGUUCAUACUCAAGCCACUUCUUCCUCGUUUCCUUUACUCGGGCCAGCUCCAUGCUUGAAUUUUCUGGAUACGCCUUCUACUCGGUUGCCUUUUGUUCGGACAGUUUCAUGUGGUUCUCAAACUGCCAAAACCCCAGUCUCUUCUCCUUCAGGGGUUCGCACCCUAGACUUUCCACAUAACGCUUCUUUCUUAGGGGUUCUCAAUCUCACUGAUACUCUUAACCAGAAGAUGAUUUCUGUCGUAGCCAUUGAUCAGAUUCUUACUGUUGAAGAGGCAGCUUUCAUUUUUGGUGAUCCUUGUCCUACUGAGUUUGUGUUUGGGAUCUUUGGUUGCAUUAUCGAGUCCGGCAAUGCCAAUUGGGGUUACGAGUUUCGCAUCUUCCCAACUUUCUAUGGCAUCCUUAGGCAUUUCCAUGGCAGUAGGAAUCAUGAUGAUUUCAAAGGCCCUUAUAAAGAUUGUGAUUUUCG